Messenger RNA from Limanda limanda (common dab), 1353 nucleotides. It is a transcript of the gene npy4r, whose product is annotated as neuropeptide Y receptor Y4. Gene Ontology annotation, cellular component: plasma membrane; neuron projection. NCBI's taxonomy places the organism in Eukaryota, Metazoa, Chordata, Actinopteri, Pleuronectiformes, Pleuronectidae. The record is from RefSeq and is a predicted model, not a curated record. The coding region runs from base 1 to 1353 and encodes 450 amino acids. Gene Ontology annotation, molecular function: neuropeptide Y receptor activity; neuropeptide binding. Gene Ontology annotation, biological process: G protein-coupled receptor signaling pathway. The transcript has a single exon.
AUGUCCUUGAGUGGCAACACAAGCCAGUCUCCUCCGCCGCCGCCGACAGCUCUGCCCCUGCCCUUGAACGGCUCCACCUCACCGCUCUCCCUACCAGUGGAAGAGGGAAGCAGCAGUCACGAGUCUGUGCAAUGGCCAGGGAACGAGUCCCAGCUCCUCUCCAACAUCUUUGUUCUCGGGCACGAUGAGCAGUGCCAUAUGUCUCCUGUUCUCACGGGGGGUCUUGUGGUUUUAUACAGCAUCACAAUGGUGCUGGGGCUGGUGGGUAACUUCGGCCUCAUCUGCAUCAUCACCCGUCGGAGGGAGAAAGUCAACGUCACCAGCAUUUUCAUCUGCAACCUGUCCUUCUCUGACAUUCUGGUGUGCGUCUUCUGCCUGCCUUUCACUGUCAUAUACACGAUCAUGGAUCACUGGGUGUUCGGGUCUCUGUUGUGUCGCCUGGUGCCGUUCAUCCAGUGCGUAUCUGUGACGGUGUCCGUGCUGUCCCUCGUGUUCAUCGCCCUGGAAAGACAUCAGCUCAUCAUUAACCCAUCCGGGUGGAAGCCGAGCGUUCCUCAGGCGUACACGGUACUCGUUCUCAUUUGGAUUCUGGCCUGUUUGACUUCUACCCCCUUCUUGGUCUUUCAGCUGCUCACGAAUGAGCCCUACAAUAAUGUGAUCCUGCCCCAGUCUCCACUUCAUCACUGGGCCUCCCCUCAGGCUCACCUCAAUGCAUCACUGCCUCAACCUGCCUCUUACACAUACAAAAACUCAUCUGUGCCUCCAGGUUCAUAUCACACCCUCUUGUCUUAUGUCCCCACGAUUCCACACAUGGAGGCCUGUCUGGAGCACUGGCCGUCCCCGCAGCACAGGCUCGCCUACACCACCUGGCUCCUGCUGUUCCAGUACUGCGGCCCGCUGUUGCUGGUGCUGCUCUGUUACGUUAGAGUUUUCGUGCGCCUUCGUCAUCGCAAAGAAAUGCUCGACCGUGCCAGGACCCCCGAGAGCCAUCGCAUUACCAACAGCCGGCGCAUCAACAUCAUGCUGGUCGCCCUCAUAACGGCCUUUGCUCUUUGCUGGCUGCCACUCACCAUCUUUAAUGUGGUGUCCGACUGGAACCAGGAUGCUCUGCCCAUCUGCCACCACAACCUGCUCUUCUCCCUCUGCCACCUGCUGGCCAUGUCCUCCACCUGCAUCAACCCCAUCAUCUACGGCUUCCUCAACUCCAACUUCAAGCAGGAGGUGAGGGAGGUGCUCCUGCACUGCCGCUGCCACCCGCUGGAGGAGGAGUGUGAGCAGUUCCCCAUGUCCAUUGUGCACAUGGAAAUGUCCCGCACCUCUGUGCCUCUCGCCUGCAUGAGCAACUCUGUGUGA